AUGACGUACGUACUUACACCCUAUGUACUUAUUUUCCCUUCCCCUGCCGUGUCUCGUUUUUACGAUAACCCGCACAGUGGAGAUAGUGUUAGGUUUAUAUCCAAUGCCGCUGACAAAGACAGGGAUCAUAAGAAUGAAGGUAUUUUGAUUGGUGUGAGAAAGCCAGAAUCAAUAAUAGGGAGGGGAAAGGGAACAGGAAGUACCUUGCGUCAAAGGAUGGACUGUGCGGGUGUCAAUGCUGCAUUGGAUAUGUCGGGAGCCGGACUCGGGGUAAGACGAAGUCAGUACUACACUCAGGGUCGGGAGCAUUCCGGGAAAUGCGAAGGAUGCAGGUCAUUGGACACAUAUGCAGAAAUCGAGUCAGUGCACAUCGGGCAUGACCAGUCGCAUGAAUUCCAAGGAAAAAGGACGGGUGUGAUCAGACCACACCUAAAAGCAAAUCCCGCAGGUGCCUGCGGCGAUGGGAGCAUGGCGGACAAGGCGGUUCUGCCCAAUGUUGGAUGUUGGAGAGCGGGUUUCACGAUUGUUUCAAGGGAGAUAUUCGAUAACAAGAGUAUUAUUACUGCCCGCCCCCAGCAUUUCUAUAUUGCAAUGGAUCGGGAUUGCUCUUUCCAGCAUGGUCGCGCCCGUAGUCAUGACCUAAACUGCGCCGGUAACACAGAUGCGGGUAGUCACAUUCAACAGCCAGUUGAGCGCCCAAGAUUGAUUGUUGUGGAACGUGAUCGCGGUGUGGUUGGCUCAGCUUUGCUUGCCUUCUUCCACAGAUCGCGGUUCCACGUAUGGCGUACUAAGCUAAUAUACCGAGGUCGCCUCCGUGGUGGAAGCCCGUCUCUAGGCAACCUCGGAAAUGGCAGCCGUGUUCAGAUGAGAAAGAUACCCGUCAAGAAGCCAGAUCGCCCACGUCUAAACCCUCAGUCGGUGAAUGAGGUCGUGAUUUCCUUGAAUCUUGCUGACUGGGGGCUGAAUCCUUGGGUCCGGUUCAAUAGUCGCAUGGAUUUCAAGUGUAGACUGCAGAGGGUCGGGGAGGCCUCACUAGGGGCGGGGUUUUGGCAACAUGGUAAUCUCCAAUUGAUGAUACGGGAAGAAACAAGACGAUGUAACUCUGGGUGUUUGGUUACCUUACUCCGUACCGAACUGCGAGUUCCGAUCGGGCGCAAGUGGGGAGAACCGCCACCAGCACCACGGUUCCUCCACAGCACAUAUUUUUGGACUUCAGCGCGCACCUUCCCUCAGGCAGCCAGCACGAUGGUCGGUCAUAUUGAUGAUCAUCAUUCAGAAGAUUCCCCGCUCUGUGGUCACUGGCGCAUAAGUGGAUGGAAAAACCAGAGGACGUGCUGCUCCGUUGUCCGUGUGGUGCGCUCUCCGUUACCUCCGUUUCUCCGGAACGAAAAUGGACCAGGUUUUUUAAUAAGCCCAAGGCGACUCAAUGCUCUCUCAAUAGCGAUUGUGACCGAGUGGACUAACGCCCAAGCGAGUAUAGUACAGUCCCAAGGAACGCUGGAAGGGGAAGGGAGCGACCCGCCCAGACAAACUAACCUUUCGGUUCUCUACUGGAGAAAGGGGAAUAACAACACUGACCUACAAGCUCAGGAGAAGCAUGCCAACCGGACUUUCCGCUUGCUCUUAGCCUACAGCGCUUCGAUGGGACUCGAUUUACUUCCUCGUCAUGACAGCAAACGUUCGAGGAUCGACAGUCCAGUGCCGAAAUUAAGGCCAAUCGUUGCUGGAUUGUGCAAAAGCACCAGCCUAUCGGGAUGCCAUUGCCGGGGGCGUAGUCCACUCAACCGCCGUUCAUUAUCCACAGCUGACAGGCAGCCCUCAAUAAUCGGCAGUGGACAUCGGAGCCUGCAGAAUCCAAAGCCUCAGUGUGGCUGGUCUGGACUGAUAGUGAUGGCGAUGGUAAUGAUGAAAGAAAUCUCCGAUAAUGGGCAGCAGAUUGAUGCAAAAGAUAUGUCCAAGUUCCGUGUAGGGCAUUAG
Molecule: messenger RNA, 1977 nt
Organism: Aspergillus niger
Lineage: Eukaryota; Fungi; Ascomycota; Eurotiomycetes; Eurotiales; Aspergillaceae
Exons: 15
Coding region: 1-1977 (658 amino acids)
Source: RefSeq, a predicted model, not a curated record